AUGAGUGCUUCCUAUUCACAAGAGCCAUAUCGACCGGUAGGUCCAGGAGCGUACGCCGCAGCUCCAAUGCACCCUCAGUACAACCCCAUGCCGGUAUCGAGACCUCCUAUGCCUGAUUCUCUGAAUCAACCUUCAGAUGCAUUGGCCUCAUUAGCCCCAGGCACACAACCAACGACGACUGGCCCAGAGGUUCGAUCAUGUGUGGAAAAGGGUUGGAAAUAUGAAUUACUAGUGGUCCAACAACCACAACGUGCUCGUAUGUGUGGAUUUGGCGACAAGGAUCGACGCCCAAUUACCCCUCCACCCUGUGUCCGGCUAAUUAUCACCGAUGUUAAUACUGGGAAAGAGUGUGAUGUCAAUGAUAUCGAUCACGGAAUGUUCGUUCUCAAUGUCGAUCUCUGGGAUGCCCAUGGAAGUCGAGAGGUCAAUUUAGUGCGCCACUCUCAGACAUCUCCAUCCAUAUCAAUGACAACAGCGGUAUCAUAUGCACAUGUUGAACAUGGAAGUCAUACAGCCUUUUCACAUAUUCUGCCAGGAGCAGGAAAUCCACAAAUCAAGUUUGAACAUGGAGCUGGACCAAGUUAUGCUCAACCACCAACAUAUCCAAAUCCCUACGGAGCUGCCCCAAUCAAUCCAUAUACUCAACCACCUUCACCUCAGCAGACUUAUGGAGGCCAAUCAUAUCAUCCUGCUUACGCACCAGUCACAACUGCACCACAUUACGCACCGCAAAACGGAUACGCUCAACCAGGAGCACCACCCCCAAAUAUGUAUUAUCCUGGCCAGCCAAUGCAUCCUCAACAGCAACUUGACUUUACACCGGUCAGUCAAGCUCUUCCAUCUCAAAAUCCCAUGGGCGGUUAUGGAGGCCGGCCGGGAUAUCCUCCUCAAGAUAUGGUCCAACGUAUACCGAGGGUAGAGCCUCCAAGCGGAAUGUUUACAAGAAAUCUCAUCGGAAGCUUGGCAGCUAGUGCUUUCAGAUUGACUGAUCCUGAUGACCGCAUCGGAAUUUGGUUUGUUCUACAAGAUUUAUCCGUCCGUACAGAGGGUACCUUCAGACUUAAAUUUUCAUUCGUCAACGUUGGAGUUCCAUCGCCACCAACAUCAGCUGGCGGAUCUGGCUCCAAUGGAACCCAGCCAGUGACCCAAGUCAACACAGGAAAGGCGCCUGUUCUUGCGGCUUGUUAUUCCGACUCCUUCACUGUAUAUUCAGCAAAACGCUUCCCAGGUGUCGUUGAAAGUACCGGUUUGAGUAAGUGUUUUGCCACCCAGGGUAUUAAAAUACCCAUUCGCAAGGAUGGGCAGGCAACUGGACGACAAAGUGAGCGGGAUAAGGAGUACGACGAGGACUAG
This is a messenger RNA of Glarea lozoyensis ATCC 20868, 1353 nucleotides long. RefSeq lists its product as uncharacterized. The record is from RefSeq and is a predicted model, not a curated record. The transcript is spliced from 5 exons. The coding region runs from base 1 to 1353 and encodes 450 amino acids. Lineage: Eukaryota; Fungi; Ascomycota; Leotiomycetes; Helotiales; Helotiaceae.